GUACUCCGUCCAUGCCGUUAAUAUCUGUUCAGAUGUUAAAUGAGCGGACAUUAAAAUCCUUGCUCCGCAACGGAGAAUUAAAUGGGAGAGAGGUUUAAUGGUUACUACUGUCACUUAAGCCGCCCGUGCCUUUUCCCAGCUGCAGCCACAAUAGGGGCACUUGGGAACGAGCACAUGAUCUCCAGCUAAAAGAUCCACUCCUUCAAUCACGGCAUUCGAAAAGUUUAUUGUGGAGCUGAAAGCGUCAUUUUUUGAAAACAGGAAGAAAUAGAAAGCGAGAAGGUGGGCGGAAGCAAUAAUUUUACGAUCCAGUGGAGGCUUUCUGCUAGGUUUCUCGGUUGAAACAGGGACUUGAAUCUCUGCCCUUGGUAUGCUGAAGAAGCCCUUCGAUCUUGGCUGCUUUUUUCUUCUUUUUUGCACAUAGGUUUUAUGAGCUGAGUCCAGUUCGGAUCUUUGCUCACUCACUCGGAUGUGCUGAAGUCAGGGUUUGAAGUGCCCACAUUUAUGAGAUACAUUUUGGAGAUGAUGGCAUGGACUGAAUAUUUGAAUUAUUCGCAAAAUCUGUUAUGCUAAAGAUGGGAUUUUUCAGAGUGAAAUUGUGCUUUUCCGCGAUUACCUUCGCUGCUUUCACUUUUGGGAUUUCCUUUGCUGAAUACAUUCCACUGGAUAACUACCUCUUAGCUUGUGGUUCUUCUCAAAAUGUAUCUGUUCAAGGCCGGAUCUUCUUUCCUGACUCGGUGCAGUCCUUCUUUUCCCUGAAAACCUCAGAAGAUACUGCAUUUUAUUCCCCCAGCGACUCCCUCCCUUCGCAGAUCUAUCACUCCCUUCGGAUCUUUACUAAGCCCGCUUCCUACAAAUUCAAGCUCCAACAACCUGGCCGCCAUUGGGUUCGACUCUACUUUUCCCCGCUCCCUGGCUCCAGACAUGACCUAAGAUCUGCGCCACUCACGGUUGUCUCUGAUGAUUUUGUCUUCAUGAAAAACUUCACCUUCAACAAUUUCAAUCAUUCUUACCUCUUCAAGGAGUAUUCUGUCAAUGUCACCUCCACUUCAUUGGUCAUUACCUUAAUUCCAUCCAAUGGCUCCGUCUCAUUUGUGAAUGGGAUUGAAGUAGUUUCAGUUCCUGAUGAACUGGUAUAUGAUCAAGCUCUAGCAAUACCAAACGCCCCUUACAGCGGACUCUCUCACCGCGGCCUUGAAACCAUGUAUCGGCUGAACAUUGGCGGCCCUUUGCUCACUCCUCAGAAUGAUACUUUGGGAAGGACAUGGGAAAAUGAUGGAAAGUAUCUUCAUGUUCUUGGUUCAGCUGUGAUUGUUGCUGUUGAUCCUCUUACAAUAAAUUAUCCAGAUGGGGUGAGACUUGAGGCUGCUCCAAAAUGGGUUUAUUCUUCUGCUGAUGCAAUGGCAGAUGCCAAUGUCACUGAUUUGAACUUCAACAUCACAUGGGUUUUCUCUGUUGAUCCAAGCUUUCUUUAUUUUGUUCGUCUUCACUUCUGUGAUAUUGUCAGUAAGGCAAUGGACACACUGGUCUUCAAUGUCUACAUCAAUUCAGACAUAGCCAUUCCAAGUUUGGACCUGUCAUCCCUGAAGGGAGACUUGUCAGUGCCUUACUACAAGGAUUUCGUUUCAAAUUCUUCAAAUAACACUAGCAUGAUGUCUGUAAGUGUUGGCCCUGACAGUAUGGCUGACUUGAGCAAUGCUAUUCUGAAUGGCCUAGAGAUCAUGAAGAUCAGCAACGACAUGAAGAGCUUUGAUGGGUUGAAUUCUGUUGUAGAUCUCCAUCCAUCCUCUUCCUCGAGAAAGAAUACAUUGUCCAUUUUAAUUGGGUCUGUUGUUGGGGCUCUUAUUGCUUUAGGAUUGAUAGCUUUGUGCUACUGCUUCAUUGUUGCUCGGAGGUCAAAGACAAAUACUCAUGCUCAGCCCUGGUUGCCACUUCCAUUAUAUGGAAACUCACUAACAAUCAGCAAAGUCUCAACAAUUUCCCACAAAAGUGGCACUGCAAGCUGCACCUCAUUGGCCUCUACUAACCACGGUCGUGUGUUUACAUUUCAAGAGCUCAUGGAUGCUACAAAUAAAUUUGAUGAGAGCCUUCUUGUUGGUGUCGGUGGCUUUGGGAAGGUCUACAAAGGGACCCUGGAUGUUGGCACUAAGGUGGCUGUGAAGAGAGGAAACUCACGUUCUGAGCAAGGUCUAGCUGAAUUCCACACCGAGAUUGAUAUGUUGUCGAAGCUCAGACAUCGCCACUUGGUUUCAUUGAUUGGAUACUGCGACGAACGCUCAGAAAUGAUCCUGGUUUAUGAAUUCAUGGCAAAUGGUCCUCUGAGGAGCCAUCUAUAUGGUUCAAGCCUUCCAUCACUUUCAUGGAAGCAAAGACUUGAGAUUUGUAUUGGUUCAGCAAGGGGCCUGCAUUAUCUCCACACUGGAGCUGCCCAAAGCAUAAUCCACCGAGAUGUGAAGACAACCAAUAUUCUUUUAGAUGAGAGCUUUGUGGCAAAGGUGGCAGAUUUCGGCCUGUCGAAGACUGGGCCGGCUUUAGACCAGACACACGUAAGCACUGCAGUUAAAGGGAGCUUUGGAUAUCUUGAUCCCGAGUAUUUUAGAAGGCAGCAGCUAACAGAGAAGUCGGAUGUUUACUCUUUCGGAGUUGUGUUGUUGGAAGUUCUAUGUGCGAGGCCGGCGCUGAACCCAGUGCUACCAAGGGAGCAAGUUAAUAUAGCAGAGUGGGCAAUGAACUGGCAGAAGAAGGGAAUGUUGGAGCAAAUAAUGGAUCCAUAUUUGGUUGGAAAGAUAAAUCCUGCUUCGCUUAAGAAAUAUGGUGAUACAGCUGAGAAAUGCUUAGCAGAGCAAGGAAUCGAUAGGCCUUCGAUGGGAGAUGUGUUGUGGAAUCUUGAAUAUGCUCUCCAGCUUCAGGAAACCUCUGCGCUUGCUGAUCCAGAUGAGAAUAGCGUGAAGAGCAUUCCUGGCAUUUUGCUGCCUGGUUUGGAGCCCUUGGAUAAGAGUGCGAGCAUGGCGGAGGGGAUGAACUCAGGCAUUUAUGAGGAUGCUGAGGAUGCAGCAACUAGUGCUGUUUUCUCUCAGCUUGUUAAUCCGCGAGGAAGGUGAACAGAUUUUUCAAUGGGGGCGUUUGUUAAAGCUAUCAAAUU
Molecule: messenger RNA, 3142 nt
Organism: Phalaenopsis equestris
Lineage: Eukaryota; Viridiplantae; Streptophyta; Magnoliopsida; Asparagales; Orchidaceae
Product: receptor-like protein kinase THESEUS 1
Exons: 3
Coding region: 567-3101 (844 amino acids)
Biological process (GO): protein autophosphorylation
Cellular component (GO): plasmodesma; plasma membrane
Molecular function (GO): transmembrane receptor protein tyrosine kinase activity; ATP binding
Source: RefSeq, a predicted model, not a curated record